Molecule: messenger RNA, 939 nt
Organism: Eremothecium sinecaudum
Lineage: Eukaryota; Fungi; Ascomycota; Saccharomycetes; Saccharomycetales; Saccharomycetaceae
Gene: CRC1
Product: carnitine:acyl carnitine antiporter
Exons: 1
Coding region: 1-939 (312 amino acids)
Biological process (GO): mitochondrial transport; carnitine transmembrane transport
Cellular component (GO): mitochondrial envelope
Molecular function (GO): O-acyl-L-carnitine transmembrane transporter activity
Source: RefSeq, a predicted model, not a curated record
AUGUCUUCAACCCAAGAAGUAACUGAACCAUUGAAAAUUGAUGAACCAAAAACAAAAAAAUUAUUUCCGUCGUCGGCUCUAUACGAAAAUGCUAAAUCGCUAGCUGCUGGUGGAGUUGGUGGUGUGUGUGCCGUUCUUACCGGUCAACCUUUCGAUUUAUUAAAAGUUCGCUGUCAGUCCAACCAGGCAUCUGGGACGCUUGACGCGAUUCGUAUAAUUUUAGCCGAAUCUAGGGCCUUGCCGGGAAAUACUGCCAUCAAUGCAGUUCGAGGCUUCUACAAAGGUGUCAUUCCACCCCUUUUGGGGGUUACUCCGAUCUUCGCGAUUAGUUUCUGGGGUUAUGAUAUGGGUAAGCGCAUAGUUGCUCCUUUUGGAGCGUCAGCGACGCUAAGUACGGCUCAGAUGGCGACUGCGGGGUUUAUCUCCGCAAUUCCAACUACACUUGUGAUGGCGCCAAUGGAACGCGUCAAGGUGGUAUUGCAAACUGGUUCUGCAGGUUCAAUGGGUGCAGCUGCUAGGAAGAUUCUUGCAACUGGUGGUAUUAGCUCAUUGUUCAAGGGUUCGCUUGCAACUUUGGCCCGUGAUGGACCAGGUAGCGCAAUUUACUUUGCUUCCUACGAAGUUACGAAGGCGUGGCUAAAUGGCGGUAAGGAUGCGAAUGAAUUGAGCAUAUCUAGUGUCUGUUUGGCAGGUGGUGUGGCGGGUAUGUCUAUGUGGAUUGCGGUGUUUCCAAUCGAUACAAUCAAGACUACUUUGCAAUCCAGUCAUGUGCGCCAAGGCAUGCUGGAAGCAACUAAACAAAUCUACAGCACCCGCGGUGGUGUGCGCGGGUUCUUCCCAGGGCUGGGACCUGCGUUGAUGCGUGCAUUCCCCGCCAAUGCAGCUACUUUCUUAGGAGUUGAAAUGACACGCUCCCUUUUCCUCAAGUACGGUAUAUAA